Molecule: messenger RNA, 1604 nt
Organism: Drosophila eugracilis
Lineage: Eukaryota; Metazoa; Arthropoda; Insecta; Diptera; Drosophilidae
Product: skin secretory protein xP2
Exons: 2
Coding region: 16-1476 (486 amino acids)
Biological process (GO): positive regulation of transcription by RNA polymerase II
Cellular component (GO): RNA polymerase II transcription regulator complex
Molecular function (GO): transcription coactivator activity
Source: RefSeq, a predicted model, not a curated record
AAACGAAAGCCCAUCAUGAUCAUGAUGAUGAUGGCACUGCUCACGAUGAUGAUGAUGAUGGGUAGUUUGGAAAUGUUAAUGAAACGCCUUUUGUUCGCCAAUGAUGGCUUACAUCGUAUAAAAGACUUGGUCUCCGAUCGAUCGGACAUCAGUCGCUGCUCAUCGGCACUCAAGGCGUUUUUUGGAAUUGGUAUCAUCGCAUCAAGUGGAUUAGUAGUCAGCAUGAAGGUCUUCGUUUGCAUGUGUGCUCUGUUCGCUGUGGCCAACGCUGGCUUCCUGGGUCUCCUCGGAGGAGGCGGUGGUGGUGGCGGCGGCGGUGGUGCCAAUCUGAAGGCAGGCAUCAGCCUUGGAGGCGGCGGUGGCAACGGAGGCGGCGGCGGCGGCGGUGGUGGCUACGGUGGACAUGGUCCCAGUGGCCCAGUCCAGGUGGUCAAGGUAAUCCACCAGCAGGGAGGCGGCGGCGGUGGCGGCUACUCCUCCGGCGGUGGCUAUGGCGGUGGUUACUCCUACGAAGCUGCUCCCCAGGUCUUCAAGGUGAAGGUCAUCUCUGGCGGCAGCAGUGGACACGGACCUGCUCCCGGCCCAGUUUACCUGCCACCCGCAGGACCAGCCCCCGCCUCCGUCAAGGUUAUCAAGAUCCUGCAGGAAUCCGCACCCAUCGUGAGCGCCCCAUUGGUUGAGAGUGCCCCUCAGAUCGUCAAGGUGGUGAAUGUGGCUUCUGGACCCGUGGCUGGACCCUCUUUCAUCGGUGGCUCUUCAUCUGGCGGUGCCGUGUCCCAGGUUAUCAAGGUCGUCCACGAGAGCCACGACAGCGGCAUCUCAUCGGGUGGUUACUCUGCCGGUGGCUACUCUUCCGGAGGAUACUCUGCUGGAGGCUACUCUUCUGGAGGAGCCACCAAGGUCGUGCGUGUGAUCCACGAACAUGCUGCCCCAGCUGCUGGUCCCGCCUACGCCCCUAUUGAUGUGCCCGGCCCAGUGGCUGCUCCAGUGGCUUCUUACCUGCCUCCUCAGGAGAUCGCUGCUCCAGCUCCCGCUCCAGUUUACGCUGCUCCUGCUCCGGCUCCAGUUUAUGCUGCUCCAGCUCCCGCUCCAGUAUACUCUGCCCCUGCUCCAGCUCCCGUGUUCUCCGCCCCAGCUCCUGCUCCAGUGUUCUCCGCCCCAGCACCUGCUCCAGUGUUCUCCGCACCUGCUCCCGCUCCCGUUUACUCUGCCCCAGCUCCGGCUCCAGUUUACUCCGCCCCAGCUCCCGCUCCCAUUUACUCCGCACCUGCUCCAGCUCCGGCUCCAGUCUAUGCCGCCCCAGCGCCUGCUCCAGUGUACUCCGCUCCUGCUCCGGCCCCCGUGUAUGCCGCCCCAGCGCCCGCACCCGUCCUGAGCGUUCCCCAUCCCGCUCCAGCUCCCCUCUUCGCACCCGAGGAGCAGUCCCUGCCCAUCGGCCACGCUCCCGCCCAGACCUACGGCCCACCAGCGUACUAGAGCUUGUCCACCCACCAGCAAGACCUUCCUGCUACUGCAUCGAGAGCAUAUUACCAUUCCUACACAACGCCAUGAGUUAAUUUAAGACAUUUUUUUUACCACACAUUUUUUUGUUAGAAAAUACAUAG